UCACUCCAGUACAGUAGGUGGCGGUCCAUGGCUCUUUGAGGUGGUUGCGAUUCGCCAAUACAAAUUUAAAGAAGAAGUUUAAUUAGCUAGCUGACAACUCUUCUAGGGUGUAUUUUUACAACUCUCAGUUGAAGUACAAGUAUAGUCUAUAGAUCGCAUAGGAAGAUGGAAGACGACGUUUUAACAACACUGAAAAUAUUAAUAAUUGGAGAAAGUGGCGUUGGGAAGUCCAGUCUUCUCUUAAGAUUCACAGAUGACACAUUUGAUCCAGAACUAGCAGCAACAAUAGGCGUUGAUUUCAAAGUGAAGACCAUCUCAGUGGAUGGGAACAAGGCAAAGUUGGCAAUAUGGGACACGGCUGGCCAGGAGCGUUUCCGAACCCUGACACCUAGUUAUUACCGCGGCGCGCAGGGAGUCAUCCUGGUGUAUGAUGUAACACGACGGGAUACUUUCACCAAGCUGGACAACUGGCUCAAUGAGCUGGAGACGUACUGCACAAGGAAUGACCUUGUCAAGAUGCUGGUCGGGAACAAAAUUGAUAAGGAAAACCAUGAACUAGACAGGAACGAAGGCCUGAAGUUUGCAAGAAAACAUUCCAUGCUGUUUAUAGAGGCCAGUGCUAAGACGCGUGAUGGGGUCCAGUGUGCGUUUGAGGAGCUGGUUGAGAAGAUCAUCCAGACCCCUGGACUGUGGGAGAGCGAGACGCAGGGCCGAGGGGUCCAGCUGGGCCUGCGGGACCAGGAUGCAGGGGGUGGCUGUGGGGGUUACUGCUCCUUGGUAUAGACCCACACUACAUUUACACACAACGCGCGCACAUACAAAGCAUACUCAUACACACACACACAUACGAAACGCACCCCACACACACACUCACUUGAAAGACACACCCAACCAAACACUCACACUGAUGGCUGAUGUCCUGCGACGAGGACUAUAAAAGCUAUAGUUUUCAGACUAUUUCCCACAUCAGCCCCUGAGGUGUGGAGUGAUGCAGGGCUGCUCCUGACCAGCACCCUCCGCUCACUGGCUGUGAUCAUUCAUAGGGAUGUUGCUGUUUGCACACUUCCUGUUAUCAUGGCUAUAAUUCUGUUUUAAAGGUACUGUCGGUCUUUCUGAAAAUGAAAUUGGUGUAUGACUUGGUGGAAUAGUGAGGUGGGGCACAGUACCAUGGAUAGCAGAUGGGGGUAUUAUUUUCAUUUAGAAAAUCAUUUUCUAUCACCAUUUCUCAAUUACGGUUGUAUCGAGUUUUGUUUGUCCUCCCCCUCAACACUUUUUCUCUGUAGAAUUCCCCCCCUAUUUUCUCUCCUUUAACACUUUGUUCCUCUUAGCAAGGCGAGCUAGUGUGUGUUGACAGCUAGUGUGUGUUGGCUGCAGGGAUGAUUCUCCAGCGUGUGCAUCUACCCUGUGUGAUCAUGCAACCUUGUUCUCCAGUGCUCGCCCUCCUAACAGCGCUGCAGUUGAUUUUCUUGUCAGGCCAAGCCUUCAUGUAUUCUCUCUCUUUUUGUCUCUUCCACAAGCUGCCUCUUUUUUGUUCUGAAAAUUAUACAGUCACCAUGUUUUUGGAACAAAGUUUCACAACUUUUCCUGACUUGGACUCAAAACUUUCAGCAUUUUCUUGAAGGGUUUAUAAAUCAAACAGAUUGGCACAGGAGGGUUGGCUAUCCAUUGUGUGUGUGUGUGUUAUGAGAAAGAAACUAAACGAACCAACGCUGCAUGUUGGUUGUUCUAAUGGGCUGUGACCAGCCUGGUUAUCUGCCACUCGGACAGUUAAAUAUUAAUGUCAGUAUCAGCGCUAGCGUCAGUCUUGCUUCAGCUUUUCAUAAUGCAUCCCUAUAUGGAAAAAAGACCCAACGUUUUCUAUAUUACAGAAUACAUUGAGUCAUAUGGGUGUUGGCAUUGAAAUCAAAGAAUGUGUAAGACCUGUAAAAAAAAGUGUUUCAAUGCUCUGUCUCCACGUUCCAUGUCCUUAGACCUUGCCUGUAGUUCUUGAGAGCCAGGAAGAAUGUGUUGGGAAAUGUAGUUUUGGGUGACCGUACCUAUGGUAUAUUUGUCAGGAGUGACUCUGAUGCCUUUACAGUAUGUCUAAUCAGAAUAUAAUUAUUUCUUAUCCUUAAUUGCAUGUAGAAUUCUUUUAAUUUUUCAUGUUUGUUCUAUAAAUGCCUUGCAGAGACAGUUGCAUUGUGUCCCAAAAUGGCACCCUAUAACUAUAUAGCGCACUACUUUCAACCACCGUGGUCUAAAGUAGUGCACUACAUAGAAUUAGGGUGCCAUCUCGGACACAAACUUGGACUGUAUGAACCACACAUACACAACAAUUGAGUUAAAUGGACCUUGCAUAGAGAUGUUUUAUUUGUCCUGAAUGAACUAGAUGUCUGCUUUAUGAUUGAAAUGACAGAGGCUUUAACUCUUGAACUUGUUCUUUUCUGUUUAUAUGUGACAGCAUAUAAACACAUUGUAAAUUCAUGUGUGCGUUUCGGAAUACUUAUGAAAAUAUGUAUAAUUCCUGUGUGGAUUGUAAAAUUUGAAUGUAUACAUACUACAAUUAUAAAACCGCCCUAUGUAUUAAAGUGAAUAAAGUAAUUUUUAAAGGA
This is a messenger RNA of Oncorhynchus tshawytscha (Chinook salmon), 2591 nucleotides long. Its product is annotated as ras-related protein Rab-18-like. The transcript is spliced from 7 exons. The record is from RefSeq and is a predicted model, not a curated record. NCBI's taxonomy places the organism in Eukaryota, Metazoa, Chordata, Actinopteri, Salmoniformes, Salmonidae. The coding region runs from base 166 to 783 and encodes 205 amino acids. Gene Ontology annotation, molecular function: GTP binding; GTPase activity.